This is a messenger RNA of Ochotona curzoniae (black-lipped pika), 1596 nucleotides long. RefSeq names its product CDC42 effector protein 1 (gene CDC42EP1). The transcript has 2 exons. The coding region runs from base 1 to 1152 and encodes 383 amino acids. NCBI's taxonomy places the organism in Eukaryota, Metazoa, Chordata, Mammalia, Lagomorpha, Ochotonidae. The record is from RefSeq and is a predicted model, not a curated record.
AUGCCCGGUCCUCAGGGGGCCGAAGGAGCCCCUGCCAUGAGCCUGGGCAAGCUGUCGCCCAUGGGCUGGGUGUCCAGCUCGCAAAGCAAGCGGCGACUGACUGCGGACAUGAUCAGCCCACCACUCGGGGACUUCCGCCACACCAUGCACGUGGGGCGCGGUGGGGACGUCUUCGGCGACACCUCCUUCCUCAGCAACCACGGCGGCACCGGGAACACCCACCGCUCACCCCGGAGCUUCCUGGCCAAGAAGCUGCAGCAGGUGCGGAGGGUCGGGGCACCGCCCCGCCGGCGCACAGCCUCCCCGGCCACACCCUCGCCGGCCCCGCCCGCCAUCUCACCCAUCAUCAAGAACGCCAUCUCUCUGCCGCAGCUCAACCAGGCUGCCUAUGACAGCCUGGUGGUGAGCAGGUUUGCCUUCGAUGGUGACAGCCCCACCGACUCUCCGGACAGCCGCUCUGCUUACGGCACAGACUCCGGCUUCUGCACUAUCUCCCGACUGCCCCGCUCUGACAAGCCUCACGACCGAGAGCGGGACCGUGAUUGUGACCGCAACCAAGACCGCAACCGGGACCGCAACCGAGAUGGGUCCUUCCCUGGCGAGCCUGAGCUCCGCCGCUCCGAUUCUCUCUUGUCCUUCCGCCUUGACCUUGACCUUGGACCUUCCCUCCUCAGUGAGCUGCUUGGAGUCAUGAGCCUCUCAGAAGCCCCUGCAGCUGAGACCCCAACCCCAUCUGCAAACCCCCCAGCCCCUCCUCCAAGCUCCCCAGCCCCUCCUUCAAGCUCCCCAGUGCCUGCCUCCAGCCCCUCACCGCAUGGACACUGCCCCAAUGGGGUAACUGCUGGCUUGGGCCCAGUGGCUGAGGUGCGGGCUGGCCCAGUGGGGGAAGGUCCCCGAGAACCUGCUGAUGCCACCAUAGCCCUGGGCAGGCACUGGGGAGCCAGCUGGAGGGGCAGCCGCCACUACACAGAGGUGGAUGCCCGGCGGGAGCUGGUAGGGGUGCUGCCCCAGGCUCGGGCCUCCUGGGAGAGCCUGGAUGAAGAGUGGGGCCCUCCCUGGGCAGGCAACAGGACCCCCGUGCCCAGCACAGUGCAAGCAAACACCUUUGGGUUUGCUGACGCUGAAGAGGAAGAUGAUGAGGUGAAGGUGUGAGGGUGGGGGUCUCAGGACCACACCCACCCCUCACCCCCCACCCCGAGGUGGCUCCUGCAGGGAUGGAAGAUCCCACGCUGCCCCCACACGCUUUCACAUCUCUGCCAGCUGGGCAUGGGAGAGAGGCAAAGGACAUUGUGUGGGCCCAGGAUCUGGCUCUCCUGUCGGCCCUACAGGGCUCACCUGCUUCCCCGCAAGGCCCCUGCUUAUGCCCACACAUCCAGCUAGAGGGCCCAACCUCACAAAGGGAACUGCCCCUCCACCUGUGGGGUGGGUAGGGAGAGCAGCUUGCAGAGCCCUCCCUUCUCUCCCACAGGGAAUGCCCCAGGAGGGUCCCCACUGCCCCCAGCUUCCUUGCCCACCUCCUCCCUGAAACCUGAGAGAAUGGUCAGGUACCACCUCGUGGAAGGGGGGCCGGCAGAAGGGGAAGCAACUCCCUCCGGU